CUGUGACAGGGUAGUUGCAGGCGGUGCCGGAGCGGGCGGACGGGGCGGGGUGGAGCGGGAAUGGAGAGAUCACGGAGUCGGAGACCGGAGUGAGGGGCAGAGGCCAGCAGCCCGAUAGACAAACGGUGGUAACAGAAGCCGGGAGACGGACGGUAACUGAGGUCGGGAUGAGUAUUAGGCCGUGAGAGGGAACCUACUAUGAGCCGUGGAGGAUGGAGGAAACGUGCCAGCGAAGGGGAUGGCUGGAGAGACUGGGGUGGCUACAUGGCAGCAAAGAUGGACAAACUAGAAAGGCAAUUCAAAUCAGAAACUUCUCUUCAACAAGAAAAUGAAGGGACAGUGUCUUGUAUUUUCAGAGGUGUUGCAAUUUUUGUCAAUGGUUACACAGAGCCAACGGCUGAAGAGCUGCGAAGGCUUAUGAUGCUGCAUGGAGGCCAGUAUCAUAUGUACUAUUCAAGGUCUAAAACUACUCACAUUAUUGCCACUAACCUUCCAAAUUCAAAAAUCAGAGAACUGAAGGAAGAGAAAGUUGUUCGCCCCAAUUGGAUUACCGACAGUAUAAAAGCUGGACAUCUCCUAUCUUACAUCCCCUAUCAGCUGUAUACCAAGCAGUCAAGUGUCCAAAAAGGAUUGAACUUCACUGUGAGCAAGCCUGAAGAAUCUAUGCCAGGCCCGAGCAAUAUUUGUAAACUUAAUAGAAACAUAAAGAGUGUCACUAACAACCAAGAUAAUGCCAAAUACAAGGAGAACUCAAACGAGACCAACAAUGGAAUGAAUGGAUGUGACAAAAAAAGUGAGGACUUUGAGCUGACAGAAUUGGAGCAUGCUUUUCCUAAUGUAAAUCAUAAUGGAGUUCAUAGUUGUAGAGACCAUUUUCCACUUCAUAAAAGGAAUGAGCCCAAUUCUCAUAGUGCCUUAAAAAAGCAGGAUUAUUUAAAACAUUGCAGUGAAACUUUGUGGGAAAAGGAAAUUGAAAUUCCCGAAAGGCUGGAAGAAGAAAAUGAUGACUGUGAAAUGCCGAUCAGGAACUGUGAGAAGCAGUUUGCAGAAGGCAAUGCUUUGCUGUCUGAUUAUAUUAGGACUGCUGCACCAUCUUCAUUAAAUGAGUGCUUUAAAGUAAAUGGGGCUAACCACUCCACUGUUCAAGGAAUUCCAAAAAUGAAAAGCAGUUUGGAGACUUCACCCAACAAGGCAUCUUCCCGUAGGUCUUCAAAAUCGGCAGAUCCGAGUUUUAUAUCCGAGUUUUAUGCCCAUUCAAGACUGCAUCACAUUUCAACAUGGAAGAGUGAAUUUUCAGAAUAUGUGAACAGACUGCAGAGACAAAGUAAUGGCAUUUACCCAGGCAGAGAAAAACUGAAAAGGAUUAACUCAGGCACAGCAAAUACUGUAGAUCCAUCAAGAAAACAGAAUUGUAUAAUGCACAUUGAUAUGGACUGCUUCUUUGUAUCAGUGGGCAUUCGUGAUCAUCCAGAACUGAAAGGAAAGCCAGUUGCCGUUACCCACAACAGAGGUCAUGGUCACAUGCCUAUCCGACCAAACACGAACCAACAGUUUGAAAUGCAGUAUUACCAAAAGAAGUUAAUGAAAGGCAAGAUAGAAGAGAAAAAAGUGCCUGAUAAAUUAGAUGGCAGCACCUGGGAGAAUCCAAAUCCUGCCUGUGUGAAUGGUACUAGCGUGGAUGUGAUGGCCUUGUCCAUGUCAGAAAUUGCAUCCUGUAGCUAUGAAGCAAGACAGGUUGGAAUUAAGAAUGGCAUGUUUUUUGGACAAGCAAAGCAACUGUGCCCUGAUCUUCAGGCUGUCAGCUAUAACUUCAAAGCCUACAAAGAAGUGGCAUCAAUUUUGUAUGAAACUCUGGCAAGUUAUACUUGUGAUAUUGAAGCUGUCAGCUGUGAUGAAGCUCUUGUAGAUGUAACUGCCAUUUGUGCUGAAACUGGAUUGACACCUGAUGAGAUAGCAACUGUGAUUCGCUCUGAGAUCAAAGAGAAAACAAAAUGCACUGCAUCAGUUGGAAUGGGAUCAAACAUUCUGCUGGCCAGAAUGGCCACCCGUAAGGCCAAACCAGAUGGACAAUAUUAUUUAAAACCAGAGGAAGUUGAUGAUUUUAUCAGAGAUCAACUUGUGAGCAAUCUGCCAGGAGUUGGAAGGACAUUAGAAAAUAGAAUGGCAUCUAUUGGUGUUAAAACCUGUGGAGAACUCCAGCAGAUUUUGAUGCCAACACUUCAAAAGGAAUUUGGGCCUAAAACAGGCCAAAUGCUUUACAGAUUUUGCCGUGGUUUAGAUGAUAGGCCAGUUCGAACAGAAAGGGAUCGCAAAUCUGUAUCUGCAGAGAUCAACUAUGGCAUUCGGUUUAGUCAGACUAAAGAAGUUGAGGUGUUUCUUUUCAACCUUGCAGAGGAGAUCCAGCGACGACUGGAAAUGUGUAAAAUGAAGGGAAAGCGUCUAACUCUUAAAGUAAUGACGAGAAAAGCUGGUGCACCAACGGAACCGGCUAAGUUUGGUGGACAUGGAAUUUGUGACAGUUUUACCAGAAGCGUAACAUUGGACCAUGCAACAAGCAAUGGAAAAAUAAUCAGCAGAGAGGUACUACAUAUGUUCCAUAUGUUGAAGCUGAAUGUGACGGAUCUGAGAGGGGUUGGAAUUCAGAUGCAUCAUUUAACCCCAGACUUUAAAGCUUCUUUUGCUCCCAUUUCUUCAUUUGUGCAAAAUAAUUCAACUACUGGGGCUUCGUGUUCAAAGGUGGACAUUUUUCAGGCAUCAAGAACCCAAAAAGCUGUGCAAAACAGGCUUUCAGAAGACCCAGAUGGUAUACAGAAGAAGACGGCAGAAGCAGGAAGUCCUGUUUUGCUUUUACCUCAUCGAGAUACAAAUCUCAAUGGUGCAGAAAUCUCGAUAAAAUCUGCUGGAGCACACACCCCUGAGAAUGCAGUCACCCAUAACCUCCAACGUGACGUUAGUAUUGAAGUGCCAUCCCCUUCUCAGAUAGAUCCUUCUGUUUUGGCUGCACUUCCUCCAGAUAUUAGAGAGCAGGUGGAACAGACAUACUCGGCUCAACAGCAGCCUAAUUCUACAGCUACCCAUGUCAAAGAAUCAGCGAAAAGCACUGUUACUGGACAAGUACCUGUGUCAAUGGGGACAGUAAUUCUGGAAUUACCUGGACCUCAGGAACCAAGCAACACUGCUGGAAUGAUUGUAGCCCUCCCAGCUUUUUCACAGGUUGACCCUGAGGUUUUUGCUGCCUUGCCCACUGAUGUACAAGAAGAACUGAGAGUUGCUUAUGAUCAAAGACAUCGGCAAGGCAUGAAGAAUCCAUUGCUUCAAUUAAAGAAUACCAUUCCUGAAAAGUCAAAGAAACGUUUCAAGAAGAAUCAGACCAGUCCCACUAAAGUUCAGAGUCCUCUUAAAAAUAAGUUAACUGUCAGUCCGCAUAAAGUGUUGCCUGACUUGAUCCGACAUGACCACCAAGUUGAAGAAAAUCUUCAGGUUGAUCCUGGCAAUUCCGCUUCUGACCAGCAACAUAAAGUGUCCUCUCAGUGUGAAAUUAGCACUGAUUUAGUUUAUUUGAGAGCCAACCUCGCUGGAGCCUAUGAAUUGAAAGAUGUAAAAUCACUUCUGAAAGAAUGGGUUACAACUAUUGGGGAGCCAGUGGAAGAGGACAUUUUGCAGGUUGUAAAGUAUUGCACUGAUCUCAUUGAAGAAAAAGACCUGGAAAAGUUAGACCUGGUGAUUAAGUACAUGAAAAGGCUAAUCCAGCAGUCAGCAGACUCCCUGUGGAACAUGGCUUUUGAUUUCAUUCUUGACAAUGUUCAAGUUGUGAUGCAGCAAAUCUAUGGAAGCACGUUAAAAUUUACAUGAAAGGACAACGCUAGUGAAAUUUUUAAAAUCUAAUACACUGGAGCCUGGAGCUCCCAUCUUGUGCCAUAAAUCCUUUGUGAAGCUCUUAAAAUUUGCAUGGUAGUAACACAUUGUGUUUUUAUGAAAACAUUUCUGAUAUUGAAAAAACAUUUUGUAGGUUUUUUUCUUGGCAAAAAAAUUGUGUGCCAAAUUCUUGUUGGAGUUGCAUGUAAAUAAUUGUGUUGUAAAAAGUAUCAUGUAUG
Stegostoma tigrinum is the source of this 4094-nucleotide messenger RNA. It is a transcript of the gene rev1, whose product is annotated as REV1 DNA directed polymerase. The record is from RefSeq and is a predicted model, not a curated record. The coding region runs from base 199 to 3852 and encodes 1217 amino acids. The transcript is spliced from 23 exons. Gene Ontology annotation, biological process: error-prone translesion synthesis; error-free translesion synthesis. Gene Ontology annotation, cellular component: nucleus. NCBI's taxonomy places the organism in Eukaryota, Metazoa, Chordata, Chondrichthyes, Orectolobiformes, Stegostomatidae. Gene Ontology annotation, molecular function: deoxycytidyl transferase activity; damaged DNA binding; DNA-directed DNA polymerase activity.